Enterobius vermicularis (human pinworm) is the source of this 1662-nucleotide messenger RNA. NCBI's taxonomy places the organism in Eukaryota, Metazoa, Nematoda, Chromadorea, Rhabditida, Oxyuridae. The record is from the annotation of a GenBank genome assembly.
AUGCAUGUGAUGGGCGAAAGCUCAGAAAUCCAGCGGCAGAGUUUCGCCGAAAACCCGCUUAAUGAUGUCAAUUUUACUGGUAGGCUUUUGCGGAAUUCAUCAGUUGGGCAAACUCGUUAUAACAACUUACGAAGGUCAGAUCUAACUGUUCUUGACAGCCAGUUGUCUGUUCCUCUCAAUCACUGGAAGAACGCGGCAGUUCAAGGAAAUAACAUUAAUUAUUUCACAUCCUACUAUGCUGUGCAGCCUGGUUUCACGGACAUUGGGGAUAGUGCUUUGGAAAGCAAGGCUGAACCACCUAGUUUAAUAAUUAACGGUGGAGGUGAGUUGGGUUACAUGGCGAAUGGUCCACAGAAUACUUCUUUGGGAUCAGGUGCCAACCACGGGAAUUGCAAUGGUCCGUCAGUUGUAUCUUCUCUCCAGUCUACUGAUAACAUUCAAAAUGAAGCUAAUGCGAUGUUUCAGGCGGUAUACUCCCAGAAUAACCAAGACGUGAUCAGCGAUUUUCUGAGUCGGCUAAAAGAAUGUAAAAACUCUCUUUCAAAGAACGACCAUGAGGUUUUGGUUCGUGUUGUCACGAAUCUGUUUGAUGAAUACCGUUUUUUCUCCGAAUAUCCAGAAAAGGAAUUACGAACAACUGCAGAGAUUUUUGGUGGUUUUAUCCGAGAGAAAAUACUAACCUGUGGUAACCAGUUUGCUCUUGCGAUUGCUAUAAUUCUGGAUUCACUACGAUCACCUCCUCAUUCGAAGCUUUGGAAUUUCGGGGUCACUUCAUUAACCGCAGCUCAUUCGGUUUUGCAGAGCAUACCAGAAGUCUGUGCGUUGCUUAUUAGUUUGAAAGGAUACCAGUAUUUCCCUAAGCCGUUGAAGGUUGUUAUUGAGGUGGGUGCGGGAUCUCGUAUACAGCGAACUGAUGGACAUCUUCAGGGCACGAACAUCUUUGCCUCAGCAAGUGCUGACGCUUUAAUGGACGCUACUGAGAUCACUGGGAAAAGUAUCAAGCAGCCGUCUGAAGUAGUUAUUGGCAAAGUUGCAUUCUUAUUUAACAAUCUAACUCAGAGCUGUCUUUCAGAAAAGGCUUUGGAUGUAAGGAAAUUAAUAACAGAGUUCGGUGACGACUUCUGCCAAUGGCUGGCACAAUAUAUAGUGAUCAAACGAGUGAGCGUCGAAAGUAACUUCCAACUGCUGUAUAAGGACCUCUUAGUUUUGGUUAAUGAGAAACGGUUGGACAGUUAUAUAUUGCGAGAGACAUUUCGUAAUAUAAAGGUCUUACUUCGUAGCGAAAGGAAGCAAUCGUCUUGCAGUUUUAGCGACAGACAGUUAUUAAAAAACUUGGGGUCGUGGCUGGGUAAAAUCACCAUUGCGAGGGAUCGCCCAAUAGUUACUUCGGAUUUGGAUUUAAAGUCAUUGUUAAUAGAAGCAAAUUUAAAAGGGGAAAACGAGCUGCUUCUCGUGAUACCGUUUGUUACAAAAAUUGUUACGGCCAGUGGUAGCAGUCAGAUUUUUCAUCCGAAUUGUGCAUGGAUUCGUUCUAUAUUAAGACUUUUAAAGGAGUCUCACGAUCGCGAAAUAAAGCUAAAUCUUAAGUUUGAAAUUGAGGUUUUGUUUAAACAAUUAAAAGUUGACAUUAACACGCAAGCCACAGAUGGUCUGUUGGAUGAU